Molecule: messenger RNA, 2088 nt
Organism: Penicillium maclennaniae
Lineage: Eukaryota; Fungi; Ascomycota; Eurotiomycetes; Eurotiales; Aspergillaceae
Product: potassium channel family protein
Exons: 4
Coding region: 1-2088 (695 amino acids)
Biological process (GO): stabilization of membrane potential; potassium ion transmembrane transport
Cellular component (GO): membrane
Molecular function (GO): potassium ion leak channel activity
Source: RefSeq, a predicted model, not a curated record
AUGCAACAUGGAUCUCCUCCGCUCCAGAAACUCAAGGUCGAUCGUGCCGCACGACCGUCGGCAUGGGAACGCUUCUGCAGCCAAUUUCACAUGAGACCCCCGGAAGAUGACGAACCUCAGUCUUGGUGGUUCGCCUCGACUGCCAUCCCGCUGGUAGCAGCAGCGGCCGGACCGCUGGCCAACGUCAUGUCGAUUGUUGCUCUAAUUAUGCCAUGGAGGAGUCAUAUCACUUCGUACACCGACGGGCCGGCUGGAAAUUUGAUUCAGAACGGUUACCCUGACCCUCACUGGGUCACUGCGAUGAACGCUGUUUCGCUCUUCUGCGGUGUUGUUGGCAAUGUCUUUCUGCUCUUUAACUUUACUACCACCAUUCGAUACAUUAUAGCGUUGCCGGUGACCAUCAUUUUGUGGUUUCUCGCUACUGGUAUGUUGUGUGGCCUGACGGCGUCGCUGUCGAUAUACAGUCCACCGAUUGCCCCAGAUCACGUCUACUCGCAAGGCUACUGGAGUGCUGUCAUCGCGGCGAGCCUUUAUUUUAUUCUCGCUUCUCUCUUGAUGAUCAACAUGCUCGGGUACUUUUUGGGGAGAUAUCCGCAGCACUUCUCUUUGACAGAUGAUCAGCGAACUCUCAUCUUGCAAAUGACAGCCUUCAUGGUCUGGCUGCUUGUCGGUGCUGCCAUCUUUCAAAAGGUACUGGGAAUCUCCUUUGCAGAUGCUUUGUACUUUAGCGACAUCACGGUCUUGACUUUGGGCUUCGGUGACGUGGUUCCAGCGACAUCUGUAGGCAGAGGCUUGGUCUGGCCAUAUGCUGUGAUUGGAAUCAUUCAGCUAGGCUUGGUGGUUGGAAGUAUCCAUCGAUUCGCGAAAGAAGUCCACUAUGACAACGUCAUCCGGAAACACAUCGAACAUAAGCGACAGUCGACGUAUGAACAAACAAUCACAAGGCAGGAGCUUGACGACGCCCGCGAAGAAGCGCAUGAGCAAGGGAUAGAGCUUGUUCUGCCGCCGCUCACCCAUCCUCGCCACCAUCCACGCCAGCCCAUUCGGAACACCAUCCAUGCCUUGGCUAAUAAUCCCAUUCAAUAUGAGACUAUGCGGUUCCGCCGAUGGAAUGAUCUAGUCAUUAGUAUCGUCGCGUUUGGUAUUGUGUGGAGUUGUGGAGCGGUCGUAUUCUGGAAAUUGGAGAACGAAAUGGAUUAUUUCGAGAGUUUACACUUUUGUUUCUGUUCUCUGCUUACCAUCGGCUAUGGCGACUUCACACCCAAGUCAAAUGCAGGACGGCCUUUCUUCGUGGCCUGGUCUCUCAUUGCCAUUCCAACAAUGACAAUGCUCAUCUCGCAAAUGAGCGACACUAUUGUUGCCGGCGUCAAGCAUUCUACAGAUAAGUUCGCUGAUUACUUCGUCUUGCCUCAGUCAGAAUCAUACCGUUCCUUCUUCGCCCAUUUCCCGUGUAUUAUGCGGAUGCUGCAAAGACGCGAGGAGAAUCGGCGGGUGAAGCUCGGGUUUCCAAUCGGCGCCCAAGUAGGAGAUGUUGCUGAACCAGAAGAUGGGCCAUCAUCAGCCCAAGAUGCAGAAAAAACGGCACCGCUUGCACCACGCAGACGAUCCACGGAAGAGCGUCCAACCAGAACGAUCGAAGAAUUGGCUCGCGAACCGAACCCGUCGCCCUUUGAACUUGCACAACAACUCGCUUUUGCCAUCCGUCGCACCACACAAGAUGUGCGCGAAGGUAAACGAAAGCGCUACAAGUAUGAGGAAUGGGUCGAAUUUACUCGCUUGAUCCAAUUUACCGAUCCAAGAUCAGGACCAACAUCGUCUGGAGCUGCAAAGAACCGUAUUGGAGAUGGUAGUCUUUCAGUGGAUACGGAUAAAUUCGGAGUUCUCAACUGGGACUGGAUUGGAGAGAAUAGUCCCAUGUUAGCACAUAUGACUGAGCCGGAGUGGAUCCUAGAUCGACUCUGUGAGAGCUUGAUUCGUUAUGUGUGUACUCAGGAACAGGCUCGAGCUGCGGUGGGCGGUCAGAUUGAUGACCUGUCCGAAGAGCCAACGCUGAAGAAAGAGAGAGAUCUUGGUAUUGAUGAGUCUUGA